ACAACACAUCGCCAUUUUCCACGAGUAACUGGGUCACGAGACACACGGACAAAUACUCGAAACGAUCUUCACUAAACCAACCGAUCUCACCGCUGAACCACCGCGUCGACCGGGAGCAAAUGACCGUGUUCGGUUCGGUUGCUCAGAUGAAGUAUUCUCGUGCAGGUCCGGGCUGAUGCGACACUGACCCACUCACCCAAUCAACACAACGACACUACACAACGAUACAGAAUGAAGAGAGGACAGAAGCGAGGUGAUAAUGUGGAGGAGGGGGGCGGUUCUACUCCAGGGCCGGGCCCCGGGGCUUCUGAUGUCUGUAAACGGCCCCGACGGGAAGACUCUGAAGAGGAACUGCUGGUGGACUGGGGUCUGAUGCCACAGGAGAUCCUGCUGCAGAUCUUCCGGUACCUGCCGCUGUUGGACCGGGCCUUCGCCUCACAGGUGUGCCGCAGCUGGAAUGAGGCCUUCCACAUGCCCGACCUCUGGAGAUGCUUUGAGUUUGAGCUCAAUCAACCGGCCAGCUCAUACCUGAAAGCCACUCACCCCGACCUCAUCAAACAGAUCAUCAAACGCCACUCCAAUCACCUGCAGUACGUCAGCUUCAAGGUGGACAGCAGCACUGAAUCAGCUGAAGCAGCGUGUGAUAUUCUCUCACAACUGGUCAGCUGCUCUCUGAAAACACUCGGCCUCAUCUCCACCGCACGACCCAGCUUCAUGGAGCUGCCCAAAUCUCACUUCAUCUCAGCAUUGACGGUGGUGUUUGUGAACUCUAAAUCUCUGUCAUCAUUAAAGAUUGAUGACACACCUGUCGACGAUCCGUCACUCAAAGUUCUGGUGGCCAAUAACAGUGACACACUGAAGCUGCUGAAGAUGAGUAGCUGUCCACAUGUGUCUCCUGCAGGUAUCUUGUGUGUAGCGGACCAGUGUCACGGUUUGCGUGAGUUGGCGCUCAACUACCACCUGUUGAGUGACGAGCUGCUGCUGGCGUUGUCGUCCGAACGACACGUUCACCUGGAGCACCUGCGCAUUGACGUGGUGAGCGAGAACCCGGGCCAACAUUUCCACACCAUCAAGAAGAGCAGCUGGGACGCCAUGGUGCGCCACUCGCCCAAAUUCAACCUGGUCAUGUACUUCUUCCUGUACGAGGAUGAGUUUGGUCCCUUUUUCCGUGACGAGGUGCCCAUCACGCACCUGUACUUCGGCCGCUCCGUCAGUAAGGAGGUUUUGGGGCGGGUGGGGCUCACGUGUCCGCGACUGGUGGAGCUGGUGGUGUGCGCCAACGGCCUGCGCCCCCUGGACGAGGAGCUAAUCCGGAUCGCAGAGCGCUGCAAACAGCUGUCGGCCAUCGGCCUGGGUGAGUGCGAAGUUUCGUGCAGUGCCUUCGUGGAGUUCGUGAAGAUGUGCGGCGUCCGUCUGUCGCAGCUGUCCAUCAUGGAGGAAGUUCUGGUGCCGGAUAAUAAAUACGGUCUGGAUGACAUCCACUGGGAGGUGUCGAAGCAUCUGGGCCGUGUCUGGUUCCCUGAUAUGAUGCCCACAUGGUAGAGAACGGCGCCAGGGUCCUGAUUCAGAUUAUGCUCCCGCAAUGCCCCCCUCUGCUUCAUGCACUCAUGAUCUUUGGUCCCUGCAAGAGUCAAAUGGAGUGAAUAUUCCAGUUGUCCAUAUUCCAACUGUUUUGUACGUUGCGACUGAAUAUCAAAACAGCGAAUGGAUCACAGUCGUUUUCACUCGACUGGCCCGUGUUUGGAUUGAAACACUUAACGGGGUUUAAUGACAUCAUGACUAGUCCUGCUUUUGCCCUGAUGAUGAACAUCAUCAUAAUAAGCAGCUGUGUAUUUCUGUACAUGCAUAAACCUCUCAGAAGCUUUUAUGUUGGUUUUCUGCUUUUGUUUUAUUAUUCCGUGUACAGUAAGUGUGUGUGUGUGUGUGUAUUUUGAAGGGGUCUUUUUCAAACAUCUGUCGUUUGUGACGUUCAUUUCUGUCUGAUUGAGGCAAGAUUCGUUGAGCAUGUAAAUAGUUUUUGAGUUUGGGAGUCGUCAGAUAUAUGUACUGAUAUCAGUUUGCUAUAUUUGGUAUAUUUAAAGCACUUUUUUACCAAAUGAAGUUUCACCUCGUUUUUUCGUUUGAGGGAGUUCAGUGGAAUCGUUUUCAUUUAUAUGCUGUUAUUGUUUUAGAUGAAAAUGAAUGUCAUUAGAUUUGACUGCCGCUCGUGAUGGUCGAGGGUUGAUUAUGCGGUAGUCAAUUUCAUUUCUAGCAUUAGUUGGUCGGAAAAAUAGCGUUUUUUGUGUGUGUGUGUAAUCUGAGCUAAAGAAGCACAAUUUAUGUUCCCAUUGUGGUCAGAUUUUACUGCUGAUUUGAAAUAUGUUCUUUGAUCGUAAUAUGGACCAAUCAUUUUGGAGAUUUUCCCCAGUCAAGUAGAUCGGAGCUGCACUUUUAUCUAUAGAACAUAUCUGCCCGAGAACGUUACAAAGAUGACCGCCGAGUAGGGCUGCAAUGGUACACACAAUUCACGGUUCGGUAUGUACCUCGGUUUUGGGGUCACAGUUCGGUAUGGUUUCAGUACAGCAACAAAAACAAAGAAUCUUUUUUUAAAUUAUUUAUUUUGAAAACACAGUGGCUGAUGGGCAACAAUUGUUAUUGUGAAGGCUCAUUUAUACGUGACUGCACUAUUUCUUCAAUGAAAUGACAGUAUAAAACUUUAGAGCAUCUUAUAUGCACAGUGUAUAAAAACAUAAUAAUAAAAGUUAAAGAAAAAAAGUGCAAUUAUAAUGCAGUGCAUAUUUCUGUGUCUUUUGCCUUUCAUUUACAUUACAUUUACAUUUAUGCAUUUGGCAGGUGCUUUUAUCCAAAGUGACUUACAGUGCCCUUAUUACAGGGACAAUCCUCCUGGAGCAACCUGGAGUUAAGUGCCUUGCUCAAGGACACAAUGGUGGUGGCUGUGGGGAUCGAACCAGCAACCUUCUGAUUACCAGUUCAGUGCUUUAGUCCACUACACCACCACCACUUUCAACUCACCACUUGUACUUUCAAGUUUUAUUUUUCAGGAAAAUCAGAAUAUCCACAUGAUCAGAGGAGAGGGUGGAUCUGUUAGUAUUGACAGCGAGUGCUUACAGCGGGCACUACAGAAUUGCUGAAAUGCACUCUUGUAGGAACUUUAUAACGGGGCUCAAGCUCGUUAAGCAGAUGCUUAAAUCCUGUGUUCUGGACGACUGAGUAUGCAGCGAUAAAUACUCCUAUGGUGUUCGUUAUCGCUUUAACCCUGUCUGAGCUUGCAGCGAGAGGCUGCUUGGACGCCGCCCCGAGACUAACGGCGGUUUCACAUAUCCUCCGUGAGCGAGGCGUGUGCUGCGUGGUCGUGUUGGGCUUUCACAUUGGCCACAUCUCUUCUGCGAGACACAGCUGCGGCUCUGCGCAGAAAAUACAGUUUUCUCUGUGUUCCUACACCAAACAUUUUCUUUAAUUAGACCAUAAUGUAAUUUUUUUGAGAGGGGAUAAUUGAUAAAUCUAACAAAUUUGGUCUUCAUGAAAUAAUUCGUACAUGAGUAGGAGGACAACAUUUACACCCAAUGAUAAAUCAUUUACAGAUUGACCCGGCCCAUGCAGAAUUGGGUCCUUAAUCAUUUGCAUUUAGUCAGAGAACAAAAACGGUGUUCCUGUGUUAAGAGUUUGCAUCCAGCCCGAUGGCCCAUAAAUGAUUAAAUAUGUAAAAACAUUCAUCUGUGAACAGUAAUGUAUGUAAGGUUAUGACAGUAGGACUUCUUAACUGAUAUUUCUCUUUCAUCAGGAUUUUAAUUAUUGAAUUCACUUUUUCCAUGAAAGUUCAUUAGAACUGAACAUACAGUAUUUAUGGAGGAAAACUCAUUGCUUCAUCCUUAAUUCAUGGGGGUCCAGGCUUUAAAGCUCUUGUUAAAUUUUCCUUUGCCCUGAUGAACAUUUAUCAUAGUUCUUGCAUAGUAUCCAUGGUAUUAGUAAGAGCAUGGUGAUCACUGGUAAAACCAUGCUCAUAAUUUUAAAUUCCAUAGAGACUAUAAAAAAACCUGCUAUAAUGACAUAUUCCCCUAAUAUACAUAAUUUAAUAUAUUUAUAAUGAAAGUGACAUAUUUCAAAUGUAUACAAUAUUUCUGCCAAAACAGGUUAGUCAGCGCUGCACAGGAGGGCCGGUCCUGCUCAGCUCUAGCACUGCACGGUUUAAUCUGGUAGCGUUUCGUCAUACUUUUGGAGCAUUUCGUGUUUUCCAAGCACAGUAGUAAAUGGCACACUUAAUAAGAGUGGGGCGAUUGACCUGCCCAAUGCUCGACCGGCCCACUGGGAAAAUGCCAGGUGUGCCAGAUGGCAUUACUCACUGGUCGUGAUCGAUUAAUGUUGUAAAGCACCAUAUACUAUAUCCCUAUAUAUACAUAAACAGGCAAAAGCAAUGCUGUUUAAUUAUUCAUUCUUUUAUUUAGUUAAUUUGUGUUUGUUUAAACUGAUUUGUAGGCUCGUCUUAAAUAUUGUGCAUUUGCUUUUGGUUAUUGUCUAUAAUCUCCUGAUAAUCUUUUAUUUUCUCGCAACUCACACUUGCAAGGGUGAAGGGUGUAAUCUGUUAAUCUGUGUUGCUCAGGAUAUGUGAAACCACCGUAACUUGCACGGGCUGUUUAUGCUUUACUCCCGUAUGCUCAACAGACACAUGUGGAUGAUGUCGCCGCAGAUGAGUCCUCAUGUUAGAGGUGCUUCCUGAGACAUACCCGACUUCAGUGAAACAGAGCCGACACACAGCCUUCAUCCUGUUCACUACUCGUCGCCCACUAUUACUGUAGUCUACUGCCGAACCAUAACGCUCCCAAACAUCACAUUUUAGAGACAGCGGUGGGUCUUCAAUCGCUGGCUUAUUUAAGUCUAAUUUAUAUUUUGUUUAGUUUCAUCACAGUCGGGAAAAAUAGCGAGUUAGCCAGUAUACACUUCACAUGCAUUUAUCUGAUCCGCAGUUUUUAGUGUACUAUGUGGCGCUUGUUCUGUAAAGUUUUGGUUCCGUGUGGUCCCACGUUGUUCCGCAGGCUUUUUUUAAUUUUAGUUCUAUGCAGUUUGUGUUGUUCGUAAUAUGUUGUUUUAAUAUUGGUUUCACACAUGCUAAGACAUGUAAUCAUUCAUGUGACCGCCUGUUUGGUGUGGAUUCAUGUACCAUUGCAGCCCUUCCACCAAGUGGACUGACUUGUCUCUAAAGGGACUUUGAGAACAAACGCAUGCUUCACACUCUCUCAUUCUGUUGUGGUAAAAUGUUUUAAAAAUGACAACUCCGUUGCACAUCUGUGUGGAGAUCGAAGAAACUGAAUUUCAGGCGUGUUUACUCUGCAAGCACAUAUUCGGCGAAGGUUUAUCAGUCCAGUUUUUCAGUAUGAUGGUUGAUCUUGUCAAUCUGUCGACUGAUUAUGAUGUCAUUAGUUGUACAGUCUGCUGGUGGUUGAAAUGGUGGAGAAAAAUAAAUGGACUUAAAUUAAAAAAAGAGGCACAUCGGGGGUCUGGGUAUCUCAGCGAGUAUUGACGCUGACUAUCACACCUGGAGUUCGCAAGUUCAAAUCCCAGGGUGUGCUGAAUGACUCCAGGCAGGUCUCCUAAGCAACCAAAUUGGUCCGGUUGCUAGGGAGGGUAGAGUCACAUGGGGUAACCUCCUAAUGUGGUUCUCGCUCUCAGUGGGGCGUGUGGUGAGUUGUGUGUGGAUGCCGUGGAGAAUAGCGUGAAGCCUCCACACGCGAUACGUCUCUGCGGUAACGCGCUCAACAAGUCAUGUGAUAAGAUGCACGGAUUGACGGUCUCAGACGCGGAGGCAACUGAGAUUCGUCCUCCGCCACCCGGAUUGAGGCGAAUCACAAAAAAUCCCCCCCCAAAAAAAGAGGCACACCAUUUAUUUUUGUACUGCGCUUAAAUGUUUGAUUUGUUUCGUAGCGUGAAACAUAACUGAAUAUUUCAGUAUGAAAAUGAGUGGUUAAAAUAAUCGGUAUAUUUUGAUGAUUUCUCGUUUGUUGUAGUUUGUCUCACAGCUCAUUACACAGGAAGUUCGUUUGGCUGUUUUCUAUUUUUAUUUCUCAUCUUGAUAAGUUUCUUGUACCAUCCAUAUAUUUGCUCUCUGCUGCCCUACAAAGACAAAACACAGUAACUACAGCAUCACUGAAACAGAAAAUAUGUCUUCAGGCAAAUGUGGAUUAUAAAAUAGUGUGACCGUGUUUUCUCUGAAUCUGAUCCGAGUCGGACACUAUUUCACUAAACCUGUAGUUACUGCAUUUUACCUUUGCAGGACAGUGUGGGCGAUAGGAAAACAAGAAUGUUUUAUUAUUCUAUGUUUUCAGAAAUCUCAGGAACUCUUUCUACUCAACAGCAGUUUUCAUUCUCUCGACGUGGAAGAAAAACUGUAAAUGAUUCAAACGGAUUCACCCGAGCUUUUGGAAAUGAUUCUGUUCCACAUACAUACCUGUUCUGUUCAUGUGUGUAAAUGCUUCUGUCAGUGCAGCUUUUUCCCACUGCAGACGAUUUGUUUGAGUUGUUAUGAAGCAAUACAUUUUAGAAAUAAUAUACAAGUUGACAAACGUAUACUGUAUAUAAAUAUAUAUAUUCUUUGCAAAUCUUUUCCCCCUGCACUUUAUAUAGAAAUGUAUUUCAGAAAUGUACAUAUGAUGAGAUUAUCAGUUGUCAAUAUUUCUCCUGAUUAUUAUUAUAUUAAUAUUAUUUUCUUUGCAUUAAAUGAAUAGUGAUCAAAGCUUGUCAUGGAGCAUCAUUUUGUUCUUUCAGGCUUUUAAUUGCUGUAUGUAGAUAACCAACGUUGUGGAAACGUUUUUGUUGUUUUGGAAUAAACCUUUGUGAACGUUAGAACAGAUCCAAUUUGUUUUAUUGGCAUUAGAAUGAUUUGAUAUCAAGUCACUGGUGAAAUCAAAACCAUAAUAUUCACAUAAAAGGAUUAAACAGAGACUAAAUAAAUAAGUGAAUUUUAA
Messenger RNA from Myxocyprinus asiaticus (Chinese sucker), 6956 nucleotides. RefSeq names its product F-box/LRR-repeat protein 3-like. Gene Ontology annotation, cellular component: nucleus; cytosol; SCF ubiquitin ligase complex. Lineage: Eukaryota; Metazoa; Chordata; Actinopteri; Cypriniformes; Catostomidae. The coding region runs from base 232 to 1542 and encodes 436 amino acids. The record is from RefSeq and is a predicted model, not a curated record. The transcript has 5 exons. Gene Ontology annotation, molecular function: protein binding. Gene Ontology annotation, biological process: regulation of cell cycle; entrainment of circadian clock by photoperiod; SCF-dependent proteasomal ubiquitin-dependent protein catabolic process.